Molecule: messenger RNA, 3025 nt
Organism: Trichoplusia ni (cabbage looper)
Lineage: Eukaryota; Metazoa; Arthropoda; Insecta; Lepidoptera; Noctuidae
Gene: Rab39
Product: ras-related protein Rab-39B
Exons: 3
Coding region: 1-669 (222 amino acids)
Biological process (GO): Rab protein signal transduction
Cellular component (GO): Golgi membrane
Molecular function (GO): GTP binding; GTPase activity
Source: RefSeq, a predicted model, not a curated record
AUGGUUGAUCCUAUAUUUGAUUACCAAUUUAGGCUUAUCCUAAUUGGAGAUAGCACUGUGGGCAAGAGUUCGCUGUUGAAAUAUUUUACAGAUGGGAAAUUCGCUGAGCUGUCGGACCCUACGGUAGGAGUGGAUUUCUUUGCGAGGAUUAUAGAAGUGCAAGAUGGAACGAGAAUUAAAUUACAACUGUGGGACACGGCCGGACAGGAGAGAUUUAGAUCUAUAACGAAGUCGUACUACAGAAAUUCAGUUGGUGCUUUACUAGUGUACGAUGUGUGUAACAGAUCGAGUUUUGAACACAUACCUCUUUGGAUGAUGGAAGCCAAAAGACACAUUGAGCCACACCGGCCAGUGUUUGCCCUGGUUGGGUGUAAGAUCGACCUGGCUGGUUCAGACAGCAAAAAUGGUGCAAGAAGACAGGUAACAUUAGAAGAGGCACAACAGUUUGCUGAACAGAAUGGUUUACAUCAACUAGAAACAUCAGCUAAGACUGGCUUCAACGUCGAAAACGCAUUCCUGAUUGUUGCUCAAGACGUUUACAACCGCAUCCAGUCAGGCGAAUACAAAGUUGAAGAUGGAUGGGACGGCAUCAAGACAGGCUUCAACCGCCCCAACGGUAUGGACUUCAACCUUCUUGAAGCAGAAACGGUGCAGUCCACAUGUUGUUAGGACACAACUGUAUAUAUUUAACUCACAAUAGUUUAGUAACAUACAAUGUGUAAGCAUAAUUUUAUAUAUUACGAAGUAGAUAGAGUCUGCGUUAUAGAUCAUAUUUAAUUUUGUGGUCAAACUUUUACUUAUAAACAUUAUUUUUUUUGUUUUGGUGAUUGAUAUUUUUUUGUGAAUUUAACAGUAGGUUAAUAAUGUUCUCUUUGGGCCUGGUCCAGUGUAGCUGGUAUUAAAAACACUAGAAAAUAAUUACUAAAUUGAUAGUGUAGUCAUUAAACCCUUUCGCAGAAUAACAUCAAGAUUUGAAACACACAACCUUCACUAUGUUCACUCAAAAGUUAAAGUCCUAUAGUUAGGCAAAAAAUAAAUUAAUUAUAGGUGUGACAUAACUUAAGUACAAUUCUUUAUAAAUAACAGAAAAUAUAAGAAAAAUAUUACAACCUCUCCGUAGGUAUAGAUCUAAAAUUAAAAAGUUUGAGUACAUAGAUUUACAGUAGAAAACUGAUAUUAUAAAAUUUUAAUUUGUAUACACAUCAUUCCAUUUUUAAAUACAGAUUUGAAUAAUAAUGUUUAUAAGAAAAUGUUAUUAGCACUCUCUUAAAAAUUAUAUUCAAUAAAACAUCUACACAAACUACCUUUACAGAAUGGCAACAAGCUAUAAAUUACAUUGAAAAAAUAUAUUUGCAUUGCAAAUACAAUAUUAUUCGUAUGAACAGGUUUCAUUUAUGGUAAUACUAGACAUGUCAUGUGCAAAUGUCUACAUUUAUCAAAAAUGUAUUAACUUGAUACUUUUUGCAAAGAUCCACUUAAUUAAUAAAAUAAUAAAUAAAUCGUGACGUCAAUGGUUUGAAAAACUUGCAAUGCAAAUGUACAAAAAUUAAAGAAACCCUAUAACUUAAAGAAUUAUGUUUACAAGGCGCUGUAAAUAUUGUAAAAAAUAAUAGCCGUUAAUAUUUUAGAUCCAAAUGCCACAUGAAAAAAUGUUAACAUUUUUUGGGUAACAAUUCAAUUCGAAGCGCAAAUAGAAAAAUGGUUAAAAAAAUUGCGGGAUUUUAAAUAAAACAUGAUGAAACAACUGGUCUUGGUCAAAUUGUUAUUAUCACUAGCUACUUAAAAUAGGUGCAAGGCAUUUGGACUACUUGGUACACAUGAAAAUUGAACCAAAGAAAUCGAAAUGAUCCCUACGAUUUUUGUUUUGUUUUUGUUUUCAAACUGUAUAGUUUUACUCUUAUUAUAAUUGACUAACGUUACUAACUAUAAGUUAAAAAUAUUGUACCUGCAAAACAAUGUAUAAUCAUUAAGACAAAUAUGUAUCUAUGUAUGGAAAAUAGUCCAAUAUGGGUACAUUUGACCAUCCUUACGUUAAAAGAAAGUCGAAAGACUUUUUGAGCAUAAAGUAAUGGUAACCUUGCAAAGGUUUGCUUUGUCUUAUCAGCAUAUAGUAAUUAUUUCAGCAGAUAUACAAAGAUAAACUCUAACUAAAUUUCAAAAUAUAAGAAUAGGCCACUGCAGGCUAGUUGUAUCUAGGUAUCCUGUUAAAUAAUUUUGCCGUCCAUUAGCACGGACAAAUGGAAUACGCGUGAAUUUGUUUUGUAUAAUAUUGUGAAAUGUGUGCACAUUGGUUGGAAUGCGACCUAGUUAUAAGACUGAAUGCUCCUUUUUAGUCUGUGACGUUUCUCCAUUUUCUCUAAAGCAAGGUUCGCGCCAAUGUGAAUGCACCAUAGUUCACCAAACUUACUCCCAAUAAAAGUGUUGAAAAUUAGGUACCUAGGUACUUUACAACAAUAGAAUUAAUGUUAUAAUGUAAGUUCUGAACUAAAGUUGUUAAUGAUCUUCAUACACCUAGAGGUUUUCAAAUAAUGGAAUAGGGUACUGAAUAAUCAAAAUUAGAUAAAAAAAAUACUGUGACGCAACAGUUUGUAUUUAAUCAACUUUCGCUCAGCACAACACUUUCUGGCUCAAAUUCUGUGCAAACCUAAAACACACUUUUGUUUUACAAUUCUCAAAGUAAUGGUAUAGGAAACAGACAUCUUAGUAUACAUUCUUGACAUUCUAAAUCGGCACUGCGUAAUACGGUCUAAAGUAUCACAUGUUGUAAUACUUACCGGUGAAUAAAAUUGUAUAAUUUUGAAUAAAUUUAAGGUUAUCGCAUAAGACUAAAAGAUAACAAACAUUUAAAAUUUAGGAAAGUUUGUACACUGUCUGGCAAUCUUUAUGAUUGUCAAUACGAAAAUGUAAUUUUGGACAGAUGAUUUAACGUGUUAUUUUUUAAUCUUAUGUCAGUUUUACUGGAGUAGCUCAUAAUGAUAAUUAUGCUGUUAUAUUAAUGCUUUAAAUGAAAUAAAGUUUUUUUUGU